This is a messenger RNA of Anopheles arabiensis, 1828 nucleotides long. RefSeq lists its product as uncharacterized. Gene Ontology annotation, molecular function: nucleic acid binding. NCBI's taxonomy places the organism in Eukaryota, Metazoa, Arthropoda, Insecta, Diptera, Culicidae. Bases 385 to 1560 code for a protein of 391 amino acids. The record is from RefSeq and is a predicted model, not a curated record. The transcript is spliced from 3 exons. Gene Ontology annotation, biological process: DNA integration.
ACGAAACCGUUCGACACCCUUGGCGAUUGAGCACCCCUGAGACGAAAGCCUCACCGGGCGAACGCCAAGAGAAGUGCAAUGAAAGACAGAGUAGACCGUCGGGAGAAGCAAUCCAACCAGCGAGGAGAACGGAGCAGAAUACAAAUCCGCAAGAGUGACGAAGAUUAGUAAGGAAGCGUAGAUAUUCAGAUUAGUGAAGGGACGAGAAAAUUUCAGAACCGUGUCAAAGGCGGUUAACGAAAAAUCAUCCCAACAUUUUCUGAAAUUUUCUCUGGCAUCAGAGAAGAAGUAAGAUGGACAGCACACCGAAGUGCCAGCUGUGCAACCGACCCGAAGAAGAGCAAGCCACGAUGGAAAAAUGCAGCUUGUGUACGAAAUGGGAGCAUGCUGAGUGUGCAGGACUGUUCGUGGAGAUCAAAGAUCCAGCAUCGAGGUUGGUACCACAUCCAGUAUCGACACGCAAACAGAGAGACAGUGGUAAAUGAAAUUCGUCAACGCUUCGACAUUCCCAACCUGAGAGCACUAGUGAAGAAGGUGACUGAUGUAUGCUCAUACUGUAGAGUGAUGAGGAGAUAUCCCAAGCUACCACCAAUGGCUCCUCUGCCUAAGACACGUCUCGCAGCAUUUACAAGACCAUUCAGUUACACAGGUUUAGACUAUUUCGGUCCGGUACUGGUACGAGUAGGACGAGCAAACGCGAAACGGUGGGUAGCACUUUUUACGUGCCUAACAGUUAGGGCGGUCCAUCUAGAAGUAGUCCAUUCUUUGAGCACGGAAUCUUGCAUUAUGGCAGUGAAACGAUUUAUGGCCAGAAGAGGUACACCAUUAGAAUUCUGGUCAGACAAUGCAACAUGUUUUCAAGGAGUUAGUAACGAGCUUAGAAUGGAGCUCGACGAAACCCUUGCGUUGACAUUUACGAGUCCACAUACUAGUUGGAACUUUAUACCUCCAGCAACGCCACACAUGGGUGGCGCAUGGGAAAGACUGGUGCGAUCAGUGAAAACGGCGAUUAGUAGCAUAAUAGACGCGCCUAGAAAACCUGACGAUGAGACGUUAGAAACCAUACUGCUACAAGCAGAGAUGAUUAUAAAUUCUAGACCAUUAACAUACAUUCCAAUAGAAUCGGCGGAUCAAGAGUCUUUGACGCCUAAUCAUUUUCUACUAGGUACCUCAGAUGGAUCAAAACCAAUACUAUCGCCAGAAGUAGACAAGAAAACAACCCUCAGGAGUAGUUGGAAACUAUCGCAGUACAUUACGGAUCAAUUCUGGCAGAGAUGGAUCAAAGAAUAUCUUCCUGUUAUUACAAGAAGAAGCAAAUGGUUCGACGAGGUUAGGGAACUAAAACCGGGGGAUCUCGUGUUGAUAGUAGGUGGCACAACUAGAGGACAGUGGACUCGGGGAAGGAUAGAGAAGGUAAUACCAGGGAAAGAUGGGCGAGUGAGAGAGGCAUUAGUUCGUACGUCGAACGGAGUACAACGACGAUCAGCGACCAGACUCGCUGUUUUGGACGUCUUGGAGAACGGUGAACCCAGCCCUACAAAACCUUCCUCAAGUAGAUAGGGAGAGUUCACGGGUGGGGGUAUGUUGCGACGAAACCGUUCGACACCCUUGGCGAUUGAGCACCCCUGAGACGAAAGCCUCACCGGGCGAACGCCAAGAGAAGUGCAAUGAAAGACAGAGUAGACCGUCGGGAGAAGCAAUCCAACCAGCGAGGAGAACGGAGCAGAAUACAAAUCCGCAAGAGUGACGAAGAUUAGUAAGGAAGCGUAGAUAUUCAGAUUAGUGAAGGGACGAGAAAAGUGAGUGAAAAAGUAAUUUGAAAUGUGAU